Cryptotermes secundus is the source of this 6592-nucleotide messenger RNA. RefSeq lists its product as uncharacterized. NCBI's taxonomy places the organism in Eukaryota, Metazoa, Arthropoda, Insecta, Blattodea, Kalotermitidae. The transcript has 9 exons. The coding region runs from base 78 to 6401 and encodes 2107 amino acids. The record is from RefSeq and is a predicted model, not a curated record.
UUCACAUACUGUACUGGGCACAGGACCUGGAUGGAGAAAAAGUAUUUGAACGAGUGGUGCAGCAUCCUAAAGUUGGCAUGGCCAAGAAACCACCCAGUGAUGACGAGGGAAGCAUUGUCAUUCUGGACUCUGACUCUGAGGAAGAAAAGAUUGAACAAGGCAAGCAGAGUGCUGCAGAAGGCAAACAUAUAACUGAAGACCUUUCCAGUAAAGAUGAGAGUGAAGGAGACGAGGAAGAGUGUGAUGAAUAUGAGGAGGAAGAAGAUAAUGAAGAAACCAGCUCUGGUUCUGACACUGAGCAUGUUCUGGAUGAGUAUGAUAUUGUUACUGAUGAACCAAAACUGAGUGUUGAGGUUCAUACAUCUGAUGAUGAUAUGAUAGAAGAAGAGGGUUCUCACAAAAAACCUACCCAAGUACAGACAGUUUCUGUUGCUGGUAUGUUUAAGAAUAAUGAACCUUGUGUUAAAGGGUUAAUAGAAAAGGAACCAAUGGACUUCGAGACCUGCAUCAGUGUUAAUGAAAUCAGUAAAUAUGAACAGAGUCAAGGGAAAGUUUCUGAGGUGAUGGAGUUGUCUUGUGAAGAGGAGAAUGCUGGUGACAGAGCAUUAAUAAUGGAUCAACAUAUGAUGGAUUUUGAAGUGGAAAUAAGUGCCAGUCAUAUUUCUAAACCAAAACAAACAGAUGACAGAAAUGAACCUAAUACACAAAUAUCUGUAGAAAACAAAGUGGUCUUAAGUGAAAUGAAAGAAGAGAGUGUAACGGUACCUGAAACAGCAGAAGUGUUUACUGAAGAUGGAAAGUUUGUUGAGGAGGAACAUGAUUUGAUAGUAAGACAGAAGAAAGAGCAAAUUGUUAUGGAGAAAUUGGCACAAAAGGAUGAGAACAUUGCUGUUCAGCUAACAUCCACUGAGAACAUUCCCAAACCAUUACAACAGGAUGGGACAGAUGUAAUGGAGAUAACUGUGCUAGAGGAAGAGGUACUGCAUGGCAGGACGGUUGGUUCUGGAGUCAGUAAUGUCUGUUCCCAGCAAGCAGUUCAAGAACUAGAUAUAACAAGAUGUGGGAUAAAAGCAAGGAAAACUUCUGAAAGUAGCUCUCCUCCUGUUGACAAGCUUCAACUUAGCAGCGAUUUUGAAGGGAGAAGUCAAGAUGUGAAACCCCGAAAAACAAGCAGGAGGGCCAGUUCAUUUCCAAGGGAUAUUAUUCAUGUUGAUGAAAAUACAGAAUCUCGGGACAUAAAAGUGUACAGAAAUAAUAAAGUCACUACUGAAGAAAAAAACGUUCAUUCUGAGUGUGAAGAGGGGAGAAUUCAUAGAGCUGUUGUUGAAGAAUGCUCUGUUCCAAGAGAGAAAUCUCAAAAGACAGAGUCAAGUGAAGUGGAAGUUGAUAGGUUAACAAGUACAGCAGUUUCAGUAGGUGUGGUAGAUUCUAAUAAAACAACAGGCAGCAAACUGAAUAGCAAAGAGGGUUCAUUUCAACAUGAUAUUCCAGCUGUUGAUGUGGAUUCCCAUGAAACGGGGAUCUCCAAACAAAGUGACAGAGAAGGAGCUGUGCAGAGAGAUGUUGAAGUGAUUGAUGAAGAGGUUUAUGGAAGCAAAGCUGAUGAAUCAAGCAGCACUGCGGUUUCCAGUGAACAUCAUAUUAUGUCUGGUAAUGUGAUCUGCAAACCUAGAAGCAGAGCUUGUUCUGUUCAGCGUGAAGAUGUUGAUAGUGUGACUUGUGAAAUAGAAUUGGAUAAACCAUCCAGUAGGGCUAGUCCUGUUCAACAUGAGGAUGUUCCUUUGGAUGAAGUUGAGACAUGUGAAAGAAGAGUCUGCAAAUCUGGCAAGAGAGCAAGGUCUGUUCAACAUGACGAUGUUCCAUCUCAUGAAAUUGGGACAUAUGAAAGAAAAGCCUGUGAACCUAGCAGUAAAGGAAGAUCUGUUGAACGUGACAGUAUUCUCUCUGAUGAAACUGAGGAAUGUGAAACAGAAGUCUGCAAACCUAGAGCAAGUUCUUCACAAUAUCAGGAUGUUCGCUUUGUUGAAGGUAUGAUUGAUGAAGGAAAAGUAUGUAAACCUGCCAGCAGAGCUAGUUCUGUUGUAUGUGAGGAUAUUCCAUCUGCUAUAAAUAGUCAUGAUAAGAAGGUCCACAGGCCUAGUAGCAAAGCAAAUUCUGUUCAGCUUGAGGAUGUUCACUCAGAUGAAAUUGAGACAUGUGAAAGAAAAGUUCUCAGACCUAGCAGUAGAGCAGGCUCUGUUCAGCGUGAGGAUAUUCACUCAGAUGAAAUUGAGACAUGUGAAAGAAGAGUUCGCAAACCUAGCAGCAGAGCAGGUUCUGUUCAGCGUGAGGAUAUUCACUCAGAUGAAACUGAGACAUAUGAAAGAAAAGUUCUCAGACCUAGCAGCAGAGCAGGUUCUGUUCAACAUGAGGAUAUUCAUUCAGAUCAAAUGGAGACUUGUGAAAGAAAAGUUCGCAAACCUAGCAGUAGAGCAGGUUCUGUUCAGCGUGAGGAUAUUCACUCAGAUGAUAUUGUGACGUGUGAAAGGAAAGUUCGCAAACCUAGCGGCAGAGCAGGUUCUAUUCAGCGUGAGGAUAUUCACUCAGAUGAAACUGAGACAUAUGAGAGAAAAGUUCUCAGACCUAGCAGCAGAGCAGGUUCUGUUCAACAUGAGGAUAUUCAUUCAGAUCAAAUGGAGACUUGUGAAAGGAAAGUUCGCAAACCUAGCAGUAGAGCAGGUUCUGUUCAGCGUGAGGAUAUUCACUCAGAUGAAAUUGAGACAUGUGAAAGGAAAGUUCGCAAACCUAGCGGCAGAGCAGGUUCUAUUCAGCGUGAGGAUAUUCACUCAGAUGAAACUGAGACAUAUGAGAGAAAAGUUCUCAGACCUAGCAGCAGAGCAGGUUCUGUUCAACAUGAGGAUAUUCAUUCAGAUCAAAUGGAGACUUGUGAAAGGAAAGUUCGCAAACCUAGCAGUAGAGCAGGUUCUGUUCAGCGUGAGGAUAUUCACUCAGAUGAAAUUGAGACAUGUGAAAGGAAAGUUCGCAAACCUAGCGGCAGAGCAGGUUCUAUUCAGCGUGAGGAUAUUCACUCAGAUGAAACUGAGACAUAUGAGAGAAAAGUUCUCAGACCUAGCAGCAGAGCAGGUUCUGUUCAGCGUGAGGAUAUUCACUCAGAUGAAACUGAGACAUGUGAAAGAGAAGUUCGCAAACCUAGCAGCAGAGCAGGUUCUGUUCAGCGUGAGGAUAUUCACUCAGAUGAAAUUGAGACAUGUGAAAGAAAAGUUCGCAAACCUAGCAGCAGAGCAGGUUCUGUUCAGCGUGAGGAUAUUCACUCAGAUGAAACUGAGACAUAUGAAAGAAAAGUUCUCAGACCUAGCAGCAGAGCAGGUUCUGUUCAGCGUGAGGAUGUUCACUCAGAUGAAAUUGAGGCACGUGGGAAAAAAGUCCGCAGACCUAGCAGCAGAGCAAGUUCUGUUCAACGUGAAGUUUCAGCUGGUGAAACAGAGUGUGAGGAAGGAGCAGUUCGUAAGCAUAAGAGUAGGUCAAGUUCCAUUCAAUGUGAGGAUGUUUCAUCAGAUGAGGUAGGACUUUCUGACAGAAAAGUCCAGAAACUUGUCAGUAGAGUAAGUUCCAUUCAACAUGAGGAUGUUCCAAUUGAUGAGGCAGAUGAUAACAAAAAAGAAGCCCACAAAUUUAGCAACAGAGGAGGUUCUGCUCAGCAGCAAGUUGUUCCAACUAGUGAGGCAGAGUCUGUUAAAAAAAGAGUUCGCAAACCUAACCGUAGAGCCGGAUCUGUCCACAGAAAUCUUGAGGUAAUUGAGGAAGAGUCUCAGAAUACUGGAGCUGGAAAGCCAGACAGUGGUGUAAAUUCUGCUCACUAUGUGGAUAUACCAUCAGAAAAGGCAGAUUCUGAUAAAUGCAAAGUUGAUGAGCCUGAGGCGGCAGAUUCUGUUAAGUGCAUUGAUAUUACUGAGGAGGAUUCUCAUUACAGACCCAUCAGUAGAGCCAGUAGUGUUGACAGCAGAGAUGUUACUUUGGCAGCUGAUUUUGUAUGUAAUGAAAACAGAUCGCCUACAUCUUCGUCUGUGAACAGUGAUGCCAGUACUGUGGUUCGGGAGGAGAGUGCUCACUGGGCAAGGCGUACAAGAAAGAGUAGCGCUAGAAGCAGACACUCAUCUGCUAGUAGCAGAUGUAGUUCUGCACAAGGUGAUGAAGGAACAGAUGUUAAAGACAACAAAAUGCACGCAAACAGGCCCAGUCGCGCAGGUUUGAUUCAGCAAAAUGUCAUCUUAGGUGCUGUUCAUGAAGCAUCAGAAGAAAUGAUUGAAAAUACUAAAGAAACAGAAAGUUCCAGUAGAGGUGUCCCUGUGGAUGGUAAUAUUGUAGGAGUAAGUACUGAAGGACCACGUACAAAUAACUCAAGUGAAAAAGUUGACAAUUUUGGAAGGAAAGCAAAGAAGAAAUAUAGCGAAGCAGGACCAUCACAUAGUAAUUUUGACACAAAUACUGGAAGUACUAUGGAGGUUAAGUAUUCUGAUUUAGAAGACUCUAAUGCAAAAAUUGAAGGUAGCUCCAUUAACAAAAUCUUGAGAGAGAGCAAGGAUGUAAGGGGUAAAAUUAAGAAGAGCCAUUCAAGUGGCAAUGUACAUGAUGCUGGAAGUGUCAAGUUGGAUUUAACACCCCCAAGUGGUAUGCAUCAUGAUGACCUGGCAGCAGAAACAGAUUGCAAGAAAGAAAAGACAUCUAAGGCAAUUUGUGGAGCUAUUUCUGUGUCCGCACUGGAUGACCAAGGCAUUUCUGGUCCCUCUGUACCACCAAAUGAAUUGUUUAGGUUCAAGAGUAAUAUACCCAGUCAGCCAUACAGGAAAGCACAAUCUGAGUGUGAAUAUCCAGUUGUGCCUAAUAUAGAAAGCAGGAGGUUCACAAGAUCAACAUUAGGAAUUUCUGCUAGGACCACAACUGCUGAUACUGGGUCCAUAACUGACAACAGUACAUCCACUAAGAAGUCUCGGAGAUCAGAUAUUGGGUCACAAAGAAUGGGUGAUAGUUCAUGUAGUGAGAGGUCUUCAGGGUCAAGUGUACAAUGGAAAAGAAAAGCAUGCUCUCCAACCAGAGGAGACAGUUUGAGAACUCGGCAGGUGAUUGAGGAAUAUACCACAAACCGGCGGCUAACUCGACAUCAGCGCUUAGUGUUGGAGCGCAGUCUUGAGCUCACCAAGUUGCCAUUAGCUCAGCUUAGGCAUAGGAAACUUCCAUCACUGCCAGAGAAUUCAGAUGAUGUUGAUUCUGGAGAAGAAGACAAGUCAUCUUCACAAAUUUCGAGUGCAGGCACACGGUCAUCUUCUCGUCUUAGGUCUCGUGCCCUGUGUGAGAGUCCAUCUUCAAUAUCACAGGCAUCCACUGUUCACCUUCCCCCAACAGAGAGUCCGUUACGUAGGGCUGGCAUGGAGACUAGAUCCAGUCGAAAGACUCUUUUGAAACUUCAAGAAGAGACACGUUCAGAUAGCCCCAGCCCCACCAAGUCUGAAGCAUCAUCUUAUGCAUAUUCAGCAGCAAGUCUUCCCAUUCAUCUUGGUGCUUCUCCGUCAUCAACCCACUCAGAAGAUGUCACUCUUGGAAGAGUGAGACGUAGAUCAUUUCGGCAAGCUCAGCUUGCCCUUAGGUCUAUGUCUGAUCAAGGUUCUGUGUCUGGUCUACCUUCAGGGACCAAGCCUAGGGCAACCAGUCCAGGUGAUAGCGACAGCAAUGUGAGCAGUGACGCUGGCAGCAGUCAUACGUCUUUGACUUCAGCAGGAAGUCAUAUCACACGAUCUGUGGCCCUGCGCAUGGGACGAAGUCGUUCUGAAGGAGAAAUACGAUGCUCACCACGUCUUGCCAGGCUUCAGGAGGAAGAGCAUUGCUCUGCAUCAUCAAGCACUUCAUUUCGCUUCUCCCCACCCACCCUGGUGGGUGGUACUAUCAAGAAGGAAGAAUCACUGGCUGCUGCUUCACCUUCACCUGUGCCAGCGUUCGUUUUCUCACCACCCCAAAAACAGCAGCCUGUUCCAAAAUUACAUCGUCAGAAUGCUCCAAGCCAGCAGUCACGAGCCCACACGAUGGCACUGAGAGGCCUGCACACCAUCACAGAGGAGUCCAUCCCUCCAUCCACUCCUACCAACACUAGUCCAUUGCAGGCUUCCGAAAGGGAGACCACCCCUAUUGCUGUGAAGAAAUCCAAAAAGUUUAAACCCACUCCAUCUUCUAAAACACCUCACACUAGCAGCCGCCAUAAUGCGAUGACACCAAUGACUAACCAGGAGCAGCGAGAGCUGGUGAAAUGUGAACGUUUGCGUCAGUCAAUUUCCAUGGAGCCACAUCGUCGUUACACAGCAUUCAGGCACAGAAAAUUAUUUAAAAUCAGACGGAACAGCAAGUCUGAUUAGUAAUCGUGUUACUGUGACAGUUCUGUAACUAUUCCACUUUAUUUGACAUUUUAAUAGUUUUCACUGUUAAUAUUCCACUGCAUUUUAAUUCCUUGACUGAGAUGCAAUUAAGUGAUAUGUAUCUGUUUUAAGUGCAUAAUAUUACGAUCUGUUGGAGUAUCAACUCCUAAUAAAUGAACACUUCUAAUGAG